This is a messenger RNA of Chaetomium globosum CBS 148.51, 543 nucleotides long. RefSeq lists its product as uncharacterized. The transcript is spliced from 2 exons. The coding region runs from base 1 to 543 and encodes 180 amino acids. The record is from RefSeq and is a predicted model, not a curated record. Lineage: Eukaryota; Fungi; Ascomycota; Sordariomycetes; Sordariales; Chaetomiaceae.
AUGAUACCGCCCAACCAGCCCCGGCGGGGGCUGUCCCGCUGGCACUUCGACAUCGACAAGCACCUCAACCCCUUCCUCGCGCCGUCCGCCCUGCCCAUGAUGCCCGCCCCCGUCGCCCAUUUCUUCGGGUACCGCACCCACGCGCCGGCGCACCCCUUGGGCAACCUGGUCAUGAUCUUUUGGGCCGUCAUCGGCGUGUUUGCGAGUUUGGCCAUCGUCGGUGCCGUGGUGCUGGCCGUGCCGUCGUUCCAAGCCCAGGGCGUGCCCACCAUCAUUGGGAGUUUUGGCGCAGCCGCAGUCCUCAAGUUCUACGCCAUCGAGUCGCCCCUCGCCCAACCGGCGCAACGCCGUGCUCGGGCAGUUCAUCUUCCGCCCUCGUCGGCAUCGCCAUCGGCAAGCUCCUCUCCUUGUCCCCGCACUUCGAGGCCGUCCGCUGGCUGGGGCGCGUCGCUGGCCUGCGCGUGCGCCACCGCCCUCAUGGCCCUCACCGGCACGGUGCACCCGCCCGCGAGCGCGUCCCGCGCUGAUAGCCGUGCUGGAUGA